AUGUUUAGUGGCGGGUUUGCCCUCUCGGAAGGUGCUAAAGUAAGUGGAUUGAAUGAAAAAAUAGGAGAAGCGUUAGAAUUUUUAGGCAAAUGGCCGAACCCCGCCGUUAUUUUCGUCAUUACUAUCAUUGUGAUAUUUAUUACAAAUUUUGCUUCCAAUGUGGCCGUUGCAAACGUUAUGGUGCCAAUAGCAAUGCAAAUAGCCAAGCGAGUAAAUGUUAACCCACUCUGGUACUGUAUUGUUGCUGGUUUCUCAGCUUCAUUCUGUUUUAUGAUGCCAGUGGGAACUCCAGGAAACUUGAUAGCACAAAGUGCAGCUAAUAUACCGACCCCUAAAAUGAUAAAAGCUGGUUUUGGUGUAACAAUUACAACAAUUAUACUAACAUGGGCGUUUAUGACUUAUUACGCGCCCGUUAUUUGGGCAUUGGACACAGUUCCUGAUUGGGCUAGUUAA
This is a messenger RNA of Diatraea saccharalis (sugarcane borer), 453 nucleotides long. The record is from the annotation of a GenBank genome assembly. Lineage: Eukaryota; Metazoa; Arthropoda; Insecta; Lepidoptera; Crambidae.